Molecule: messenger RNA, 7818 nt
Organism: Sebastes umbrosus (honeycomb rockfish)
Lineage: Eukaryota; Metazoa; Chordata; Actinopteri; Perciformes; Sebastidae
Gene: sipa1l1
Product: signal-induced proliferation-associated 1 like 1
Biological process (GO): activation of GTPase activity; regulation of small GTPase mediated signal transduction
Cellular component (GO): cytoplasm
Molecular function (GO): GTPase activator activity; protein binding
Source: RefSeq, a predicted model, not a curated record
UGUCGCGAGAGUUGAGUGUUUGAGAGGAGGUGACCUCAUCGUCAUCGAGGCGGAGCUGCAACCGCUGCAACUUUGGAUGAACUUCUGAUUUGAAACAAACCCGAGAGAGAGAGAGAGAGAGAGGAGGAGGAGGUCUGUCUGCAACGGACAACAACAGGCACGAAAAGGUGAAGAUAUUCACAGGUUUUCCUGCUGCUGAGUCUUCACAGCCGGUUCGUUUUCAUCUUUGUACUGCUGGUGACGGUGUCUGAGCAGAGAGAGCGUUAUUUUCCCUCUCGAGGUGGACAUUAAUACAAGGGAAACCUCCUCUGACGACAAUCACACAAGUAGGCGCAGGAUUAAAGGAAAACACAUCCUGGUCAUUGUUCAUCACUGCUGGAUUGGAGUCGCCUCUCUGAUCUAAAAGAAACGGUUACUACUUGAAGUUGGGAAAGCUGUCAUCUGUUGGCAGGUCACCUGAGAGCCUUCAAACUGUGUCAUCUGCAGUUCACUGGCCUCGACAAGAUACUGGGAUCAUCAGUGCUUUGUGUUUACAACAGAUUCCAGACACCCACAGUCAAAGGAGAGCUGUUUUUUUUUUUUUUUUGUCAAAGCCAGUUCCUGAGUUGGUCUCAUCCAGACUGAUUGAGGUCUCCUCGAGCACCGCUGCAAUGCAGACUGCUUUUUAGAGACUCCGGCUGAGAAAGGUCACCAUCAACGCAUCUGAUCAUCAAGCUUCAUCAAGCACCAAAUGCAUCCGUGAGACUCUCUCGUUACUUCACUCAGUGGGCAUUAUGUUGAUCGUAAUCUAAACCCAUCAGCAACUCAUCCCUACCUCUCCCUCCCAUCUCCCAUCCCCACACCCUUUCCCAUCUCCACCAUGACCAGUCUGAAGCGUUCUCAGACGGAGCGCUCGGUUGGGGGCUCGGUGCCGGCUUCUGACGAGUUCUUCACCCGCCGCCUGCGACUUCCCAAUGGAGGGGCACCGCCACCCCGCAGCGAGAGCACCCACAUCUCCUCUUCCUCCACCACCGGCACCAACCCCGGCGUCCCCAAGAUGGGGGUUCGGGCUCGUGUGGCUGAUUGGCCCCCAAGGAAAGAUGGGGGAGGAGGGGGUAUUUGGCACAUCACCGUGGAAACGGAUUCACCCAGCUCUACCAUCACCACCAGCUCUUCAGGAUCAGGAAGUGGAGAUAGAGAGAGACUUGUCGGAGGGGGAGGAGGUGGUGGUGGUGGUGGUGGUGGAGGAGGAGGAGGAGGAGGAAGUGGUGGUAGUGGUAGUGGUGGCAGUGGAGGAGGAGGGGUGUCAGCCGUCGCAGCCCACAGCAAUCUGUCAGCCAAGCUGGGCCACCUGAUAAGCCCGCAGGACUCCUCCAUGCUGCGCAACAUCCACAACACAUUAAAGAACAAGAUGCAGAGCAAGGGAAAGGACAACCGCUUCCUGUCGCCGGAUGGCUAUCAGGGCUCACCUCGCAAAGGCAUGAGGCGCAUCCGCCAGCGCAGUAACAGUGAUAUAACUAUCAGUGAGCUGGAUGUGGACGGCAAUGAGGGCUGGUCCUUCUCCGGGUGGACACCCAUGCACCGUGAGUAUGGCAGCACUUCAUCCAUAGAUAAACACGGCGUGUCAGGAGAGAGCUUCUUUGACAUGCUGAAGGGAUACACGUCGUCUGAGGCUCCUGAUCAGAGAAGCCCAGCUCCAGAGAAGCUAUCGGAGCUGCUUACCGUGGCGCCAACAAAACAGGCCGCCCUGGACCUGCCAGACGGAGCUCUAGGUUCAGCCAGAGGUAGUCCCGCCAGUCGGCUGAAGGAGCGAGAGAAGCACUUGAAGAGGAGGUCAAAGUCGGAGACGGGUGGAGAGUCGAUAUUCCGUAAGCUGCGCAGUGUGAAGGUGGAUGGCGACACAUCGAGGGCUGGCUCAGAUGCUGAGGAUGGGGGGAAAGUGGAUGACAGUGGCCCACCUCCCAGACCCUGGGCGUGCCAAAGAGGCUUUUCCCAUUUUGACGUCCAGUCUCUACUCUUUGACCUCAAUGAGGCAGUCCACAGUCGUCAGUCUGGGUCCAAACGCAAGAACACCACUACGGGUGCCUCGGCCGCUGCCGCCGCCUCUGCUUCGGCCACGUCCUCCCUCUCCUCCAAUCAGAGUGGAAUAUACGGGUCGCCAUGUGGCUCACAGGAAGAGCUGAGCAAGGAGGGGAUGGGACACGGUACCAACCCCGCCUUGGACCCUGGUGACGACAAGAGCAAUGACGAGGUGCUCAGCUGCCCUUGUUUCAGGAAUGAGAUUGGUGGAGAGGGUGAGAGGAACAUCUCUUCUGCUAAACAGCCGGGCAGCAUAGGUAGCGGAGGCACCUCAAGCAAUUCCUCAGGCAGCACAGAGGAAGGACCUUUGGACGCCACCCUCACUACUCAUUUCACCAACGCUGGUGUGGCAGUGUUGGAGGCCGCCAAGGACGGGCCGAGCCAACACGCUGACAGGUCCAAACGUUACAUUGUGGAACAUGUUGACCUCGGCACCUAUUACUACCGAAAGUACUUCUACCUCAGAGAACACUGGAACUACCUGGGGGUGGACGAGAACCUGGGUCCGGUAGCAGUGAGUCUGAGGAGGGAGAAGCUGGAGGAACACAAGGAGCACGGCCAGCAGUACAACUACAGGGUCAUCUUCAGAACGAGCGAGCUGAACACCCUGAGGGGCUCCGUCCUGGAAGACGCCGUACCGUCCACAUCCAAGCACGGUCUUGCUCGAGGCCUGCCCCUCAAAGAGGUGCUGGAGUACCUGGUGCCUGAGCUCAACGUCCACUGCCUGCGACUGGCGCUCAACACGCCAAAGGUCACCGAGCAGCUGAUGAAGCUGGAUGAGCAGGGGUUGAGUUUCCAGCGUAAAGUGGGGGUGAUGUACUGCAUGGCAGGCCAGAGCGGCGAGGAGGAGAUGUACAACAACGAAUCAGCUGGUCCCGCCCUGGAGGAGUUCAUUCAUCUGUUGGGGGAGAGGGUCCGACUCAAAGGCUUCACCAAGUACCGGGCCCAGCUCGACACCAAGACUGACUCGACGGGCACCCACUCCAUGUACACCACCUACAAGGACUAUGAGAUCAUGUUCCAUGUGUCGACCAUGCUGCCCUACACACCCAACAACAAGCAACAGUUACUGCGGAAGCGUCACAUUGGGAACGAUAUCGUCACGAUCGUGUUCCAGGAACCCGGGGCGCUCCCCUUCACCCCCAAAAACAUUCGCUCACACUUCCAGCACGUCUUUGUGGUGGUGCGUGCUCACAACCCAUGUUCCGACAACAGCUCCUACAGUGUGGCUGUCACUCGCUCCAAAGACGUGCCCUCGUUCGGCCCCCCUAUCCCAGAAGGCGUGACCUUUCCCAAGUCCUCUGUGUUCCGGGACUUCCUGCUGGCCAAGGUCAUCAACGCAGAAAAUGCUGCCCACAAGUCAAACAAGUUCCGCGCCAUGGCCACCCGAACACGCCAGGAGUACCUGCGCGACCUGGCCGAGCGCCACACCACCAGCACGCCCAUCGACCCUUCCGGAAAGUUUCCGUUCAUCUCGCUGGCCCACAAGAAGAAAGAGAAGAGCCGGCCGUACGCCGGGGCGGAGCUGCGCAGCCUGGGGGGGGUGACCUGGCUGGUCCACGUCGAGGAUCACGGGACCGGAGGGGAACUGGAGGCCCUUCUGGCAAUCUCCAACGACUUCCUCAUCCUGUUGGACCAGGACGCCAAGGCCGUGGUGUUUAACUGUGCCACCAAGGAUGUGAUCGGCUGGACGGCGAGCAGCCCGGCGUCUUUGCGGAUUUUCUACGAGCGGGGAGAAAGCGCGUCUCUGAGGAGUGUCAGUAAUAACACUGAGGAUUUCAAGGAGGUGGUCAAACGUCUAGAGUUCCUGACUAAAGGCUGCGAGACAUCAGAGAUGACGCUUCGUCGAAACGGUCUGGGGCAGCUCGGCUUCCACGUGAACUACGAAGGCAUCGUGGCCGAGGUGGAGCCGUACGGUUACGCCUGGCAGGCAGGACUGCGGCAGGGAAGCCGAUUGGUGGAAAUCUGCAAAGUUGCUGUAGCAACGCUGACCCACGAGCAGAUGAUUGACCUCCUGCGGACCUCGGUGACAGUGCGUGUCGUCAUCAUCCCGCCACAUGAUGACGCCACUCCACGCAGAGGAUGUUCGGAGCUCUAUCGGAUGCCCGUGUCAGAAUACAAGAGCAGCAGCGGCGACAGCGGCUCCUUCGAAUACAAGUUCCCCUUCCGCAGCAACAACAACAAGUGGCAGAGGACGUCCAGCAGCCCUCAGCAGUCACUCACCGCCUCGCCACAGCCGCACACGCCCAACCGGGCCAUCAGCCUGGGCAGCUCAGUGGGGAAGACCCUGUCAGCCGAGAGGCUGGAGCGGGGCGCCGUCAUCCCACGCAGUGUCAGCAGUGAUGGCCGGCCCCUGGACCCCAAGAGGAUGUCUCCGGGCAGCGAGAGCUACAGCCUGGCCGCCUCCAUGGCGUUGGGUCGCUCCAAUCGCAGCUCUCCAAGCAACCUGUCUUGUUCCAGUGACGCCUCCGGAAGCUCUGCUCACUGGAGACAGAAGUCCAUGCCCGAGCAGUUUGUAGGCAGCCGCCACUCGCCGAUGUCUGCGGAGAGACGGGAGGUGGUCGGAGAGGGCGGGUCCAGUGGGAAGUCCACUCCCAAUUGGUCGAGGAUGGAGGAAGGGGGAGGGGCCGAACGAGGGUCAACAGAGGCCCCAGUCUCCAAGUCUGGUCAAGGCUACUCUGGAGCUCCCCGCAUCCAGAGGCAGGAGCAGGUCAUCCACGUGUCCCCGAAGAAGGGCAGCCAGUCCGAUGGGCCUUACUCUGGCCACUCCAGCAGUAACACACUAUCCAGCACAGCGUCCAGCGGGGGCCACAGCGACAGCGAUAAAUGGUACGAAAUGGGAGCCGGUGGAGCCUCCAGCGGUGACCAGGGCGAGACAGAGCCCAACGGCCUGGGAGGAGGAGGCUACCUCCAGGGGGCGUCGGCCGACAGCGGCAUCGACACCAGCUCUUACGGAGCCUCUCACCACACGCACCCCCACUCUCACCACGGCAGCACCACCUCCCUGCUGGCUCCCAGCGGAGGCAGAGAGAGCAGGGAGAGCAGGGAGAGCAGGGAGCGGACGGCGUCUCCAUGGCACAGCCCCACCGAGGGGGGCCGCAGGAUGCUGGAGAGGUCGCCGGCUGCCGCCGAGUCCCCGGGCCCUCCAGCAGAAAGGAGUCAGGAGACGGGCCGAAGCCCACCUACUCAUCUCCUGGUUAGAGAGAGCAGCACCUUCAGUCUGAGUGAAGCUGGAUCACACUCGAGGCACUCGGGCCACAGCUCCCCACGAGAUGAGUCCUCCUCUUCAGCCACCUCACCUUCGUCCCAGAACUCACCGUCACCCGGGCCCAAGAGCUUCUACCCCCGCCAAGGAGCUCAGUCCAAGUACCUGAUCGGCUGGAGGAAACCCGGGUCCACCAUCAAUUCUGUCGACUUUGGAGACACGCGCAAGAAGUCUCCAGGAGAGGGAGGAGUGGAGGUUGUUCCGACCCCGGCAGCCAGGCCCUCUCUUCGGGAUAUGCACUCGCCACAACCUCACGCCAAAUCUACUAUGGAGGAGGAUACGAAGAGACACAGCGCCCCAGACAGCCCUCCGCCGCCACGCAGACACAAGGAAAAGCACGGUCAGAAAUCUCCACCCAGCCAGCAUCUGAGCCACCGCCGCUCCCUCCAUCGUACCCUAUCAGAUGAGAGUAUCUAUCGUGGCCAACGCCUGCCUCCUCUGUGCGACUCCGUGACUGAGCCGACACUCAGCGCCGAUGUUCUCUUCAGCUGCUCCACCCUCCCACGCUCACCCACCACCCGCGGCGUUCCCCUCCGACGGCCUUCCUAUAAACUGGGAGUCAAGCUCCACGGCGACCUUUCAGCAUCCGACACCUCAUUGGUGGAUUUGGUGGAGCGUCACCGUGGACCCCUCCCUCAGGAGCUGAUGCCCCUCCCGUCUCAGGACAGGGACAGCCCCCUAGAGUGGACUCACCUGGUGGAUGUGGCCAACACCUUCGAGAGUGAAAGAAACACACACUAUGUACAGAGAAGUUACGUGUUCGGAGAUUCAAACCACCGAAGCAGCGGUGCCUCCAGUCCCCAACAGCCCCACAUAGAGCUGCAGCCUGCUCCGCUGUCACGGCCCUCAUCUAGUGAAGGUCACAUAGGGCUGGAGAGGAAGGUCACCAAGCUGGAGGCCAUGGUGAAGAUGCUCCAGGAGGAUCUGAAGAAGGAGCGAGAGGAGAAGCAGAGACUUCAGGGUCAGAUCAAGAGGCUGUGGGAGGACAACCAGAGACUGCAGGAGGAGUCGCAGACCUCCGCCGCCAAGCUCAAGAAGUUCACAGAGUGGGUCUUCAACACCAUCGACAUGAACUGACUCCGCACCUGCAUAUUUUAACUCACGCACGCACCAACACAAACGCAUACAUCAGCACACACAGACUGGACGGAGAGGCAGAAAAGGGGGGAAGAAGAAAUUGAGCGCAAGAAAACUUUCGACCAUCUUCCAUUGGCUUCAAGCAUCAGCGGGUAAUAUUGUCGACCGGCCUCCACAGACCCCUCUGUAAACUUCUCAGGAUGAGACUCAAGAUAAAAGUUGUUUAUCAGAUAAUGAAGGACUGACCUCUACUCUCCAGAGAGAGCGUUGCUGAAUUGAUCUUUCUCUCAUCUCGCUGUGCCAAAAUUGUUUUUGCAAAAUUGCCAACAAAGAGGAAGCUCUCCCUCUCCCUCCUCCUUCUCAAGAGGUCAGCGUUGCCUCUCCCUCAUCUAAGCACACCAGACUCCCCCUGCCAUGCUCUCUCAGUGGAUGCUUCUCCUUUUUAGAGACAACCUACAGUCCAUAUCUGGCCUUUUCCUCCUUUUUUUUCUAACGUUGCCCAGCUUCUCUGAAAGGUGAGUCUUUAGUGCCAAACCGAACCCGCCACAGCAGAGGGUAGCAGAGACAUCCACGCCAUGCGACGUCAGACAGGUACGACAACAAAUCUGCCGGUCCUGCCACUUUGGAGUUCGCUAUAACACAAACAUAAUGAAUCUGAAGCCUCAAGACAGCUGGACACAGGAGACGUUUUCAUUUCCUUCACAUGUAAAUGGAGUGUAAAGACCACUGAAGGGUCAUCGUGGAAGCAGGUCGCCUCUGAAACAGAAGGGAAACACGGAUUUGUACAGUUUUUUUUCCUCAGAUCUGGAUUACAGCGUCCCGUCUGUCUCUACAGCACAAACCCCUGACAGAGGAGUAUAUUUAUAAGCCAUUAAACAUGACUGAUAUCCAGAGUGCUUUGCUCCAUCCCAAUUGUAUGUGUCUUAAAAGCAAUAGGAAGAAGUCAGGACUCUUUAAAAACAAAAGGGAGAGUUUGCUCUGGGAAGAAGUUCGACUUGGGAAAAGAUUUAAUUAAAAGACUCCAUCUUCUUCCAUUAAAGCAGUCAAGCUUUGGGAAAAAAGGAAAGAGAGGACUCCACCAUCUGGAAUACAGAGAGCUGAUAAGGAAUGACAUUUUUUUGGGAGGGAAAAGUUAUUUUUCCCAGGUUUAAUUUAUUUCCUUGUAUUAUAAUUCCAAUAAAUAAGUUGUUCUGUUCGUACAGUACAACUGACAUCAGUGUUUAGUUCCUCAAGAAAAAGGUCACUAGCGAUAUUAUUAUUUAAAUGGCUUUCUUUCUUAAUUCCGGCGAAACUAUAUGCUUUUUUCUUCUGUAUUCUGUUGUAUUUCGUGGUGCCCGAGCCUGCUGUCGUGUUGCUUAACAGUGCCCUCUAGUGGUGACCAGUGGAAAUGUCAUGAUUAUUAAAUGUGCUGCCAGUCA